This is a messenger RNA of Physeter macrocephalus (sperm whale), 1869 nucleotides long. RefSeq names its product WD repeat domain 88 (gene WDR88). Bases 1 to 1869 code for a protein of 622 amino acids. Gene Ontology annotation, molecular function: protein binding. NCBI's taxonomy places the organism in Eukaryota, Metazoa, Chordata, Mammalia, Artiodactyla, Physeteridae. The transcript has 13 exons. The record is from RefSeq and is a predicted model, not a curated record.
AUGGCGUCCCAGCUCCCGGGCGCCCCCAGCUCCGCAAAAGCCCUGGACCAGGACGGGAAGACAGCGCUCUGGAGAAGUAACGUGCAGCUGUCCUCGCUCCACAUCCGCGACGCCGCGCAUCGGCCCCGCAAGCUGCCCUGGGUAGCCCUGGUCAGGGCCUGCGGCCGCUUCAAGCUCUCGCUCUUAGAGGUGCGGCGGGGCCGGUUGCUGCCCUCUCUUAACCCCCUGGCCGUGGGCAAUGACUUGCCACCGCCGGAGAAGCACUGGAUGCCUGAGAAGGCAGCGUUCUGGGGCGACCAGGAACCCCUCUCCAAGAUCCCAUUUAAAAUUAUGAGGGGACACCAGCACAUUGUGAGUUCCUGUCACUUCUGUGUGGAUGACACAAAGGUCCUCAGUGGCUCCUAUGACUGCACCGUGAAGCUGUGGGAUGCCGUGGAUGGAUCUAUUGUUCGGAAUUUUGAGCCGGGGCCCGGAGCCCCUGUUUUAGAAUGCAGCGUCACGGCUGACAGCAGAAGAAUUAUUGCAGCAUCUUAUGACAAAACAGUGAGGGCUUGGGACCUUGAAACAGGCAAGCUGCUGUGGAAGCUCCGUCAUGAAACCUUCAUAGUCUCCUGUAAGUUUUCCCCCGAUGGUAAAUACGUGGUCUCAGGCUUGGAUGUGGACCGUGGAAUCUGUAUAACAGACGCGGAAGACACCACCACCGUGUCCCACAUCAAAGAUCAUCACAGGAUGUCGGUCACAGCAUGCUGCUUUGACCCAGACAGCCAGAAGGUGGCUUCCGUCUCCCUGGACAGGAGCAUCAAGAUCUGGGAUGUGACAUCCAGGGCCACGCUGCUCACGAUCACCAAAGCACACACCAAUGCAAUCUCAAACUGCUGUUUUACCUUCAGUGGCCAUUUCCUGUGUACAAGCUCUUGGGAUAAAACCUUAAAAAUAUGGAACGUCCAUACAGGGGAGUUUCGAAACCGUGGAGCCUGUGUGACUCUGACGCAGGGUCAUGAAGGUUCUGUGAGCUCCUGCCACUUUGCCAGAGACACCUCUUUUCUUGUGUCUGGAGGGUUCGACAAGACUGUGGCUAUUUGGGAUGCAGGAGAAGGCUACCGGAAGCUCUCCUUGAAGGGCCAUAAUGACUGGGUGAUGGAUGUUGCCAUUAGCAACAACAAGAAAUGGAUCCUGUCUGCUUCAAAGGAUAAGACCAUGAGACUAUGGAACAUUGAAGAAAUUGACCAAAUUCCUUUGGUAAUCGAGUACAAAAAGGCCCGGGGCUUAAAGCUGAAACAGUGUGAAGAAUGUGACAGGCCUUUCUCCAACUACGAAAGUGACAUCUUUUCUGAAACAGUCACCAAAUGCGUGUUCUGCCGGAUCGAUGCAAAAGACUUGUCAACAGAGGCCUCACCAUCAUCAGAAGGGGAGGUCUCACUGUCAAGGGAGUGCAGCCUGGCCGCCUGUGACGAGGACCUUACACAGCGCAUGCGUCAGCCGCCGACAAAACUUGUGCGCGUGCACGCAGCCUAUACGGUGAAUGGUGAUGGGGAACAGACUCUCGCGGGUUUCCUUGAGCUGCGGGGCAUCCUUGACUCGGCCUCCGGAGCAGAGGGGACGUCCCCUGGAGGCGGCGCGGGACUCCCCGGGUGCCAUGGGAACACUCCUGGGGUUAGAGAUGCCCCGCAGGGCGAGCAACCUGCCCAGGUUCCGCCGCCGCUGCGUUGGGAGGCUGAGCCCGGGCACUCCUCCGUCGAUUUCUUCCGGAAGCGGCCGACUGGACCUGACACCUCUCACAUAGGCCUGCUGACUUACUCCCCUCUCUCCAGCCACGCGAUCCGGAUCAUCAUUCCCCAGAUUGAAGACGGGCUUGCAGAGGUCAAGUGA